This is a messenger RNA of Emys orbicularis (European pond turtle), 1281 nucleotides long. It is a transcript of the gene FAM53B, whose product is annotated as family with sequence similarity 53 member B. Gene Ontology annotation, cellular component: nucleus. The record is from RefSeq and is a predicted model, not a curated record. Gene Ontology annotation, biological process: positive regulation of canonical Wnt signaling pathway; protein import into nucleus. Lineage: Eukaryota; Metazoa; Chordata; Testudines; Emydidae. The coding region runs from base 1 to 1281 and encodes 426 amino acids. The transcript is spliced from 4 exons.
AUGCAUGAUUUCAUUACCAUGGUGAUGAUCUUAACCAAAACGCUGGAAAACAAAGGUGCUGACUCUGUGACAUGCAGGACUGAGCUGCACACUCCAAAGAUGAGUCAAGGACCUACUCUCUUCUCUUGUGGAAUUAUGGAAAAUGACAGAUGGAGAGAUCUCAGCAGGAAGUAUCCACUUCAAAUUGAGCAACCUAGUACCAUCAUCUGGGACUGUCUGCCCGAUAAAAGUGAAGAUGGCUCAAUAUGGCACAGAGAGGCAGCUAACACUUGUUCAGUGACCAACUUGAUCAAAGACCUCAGUCUUAGUGAUCAUAAUGGCAACCCAUCAGCACCUCCCAGCAAACGCCAGUGUAGGUCACUCUCUUUUUCUGAUGAAAUGUCUAGCUGCAGGACAUCAUGGAGGCCUUUAGGGUCAAAGGUCUGGACUCCUGUAGAAAAGAGACGGUGUUAUAGUGGGGGAAGUGUCCAGCGCUACUCCAAUGGCAUCACCACCAUGCAGCGGAGUUCAAGUUUCAGCCUCCCUUCAAGGUCAAACAUGCUUUCCUCAUCAUAUGAUCAGUCUGGAUUUAGCAACAAAUUUGGAUGUCAGCCAUGCCAAGGGCUGAGGAAGUCAACCACCUGUGGGCAGGCAGGUGACAUCUGGGGUUAUGAUCACAAAUCUGUAGAUGGUAACCGGGUGGACAUGCAGAGGUCCCUCUCCUGUUCACAUGAUCAGUUUUCCUCUUCAGAAUAUUGUGCACCCUCAGCAAACAGCACACCUGCCUCAACACCAGAGCUGAUGAGACGCUCCAACGGGCUGUCGCGAAGCCGAUCGCAGCCAUGUGUCCUUAAUGAUAAGAAGGUUGGAGUUAAACGACGACGGCCUGAGGAGGUUCAGGAACAAAGACCUUCAUUGGACCUUGCCAAGAUGACUCAGAAUCGUCAAACCUUUAACAGCCUUAGCUGCCUUAGCACCACAGUGGACGACUGCGCUCAGCAGAAUCAGUUCUGCCCUGGUAUCAACAGCCCCAAGUCAUGGACAGCAUCUCCUUCCUCCUCUGAUGUCAUGCCAGGCAGGACACCAGCCUGCACCCCCGUGCCAGAGCCACACUCAAACGCAGAAGAACGUAGCGUUAGCAAAGACGACCUCUCUUGGGAAGAGUCAGACUAUUGUGCCACGGAAGACGAGAGCAGUAGAAAAGAAGAUGAAAGGGCUUCAUGGAAGAGUAGUGGAACAGGGGGGCGGAAUGUCUUUCCACUAGAUGGUGAAUUAGACAUUGAGCAAAUAGAAAACAAUUAA